This is a messenger RNA of Aspergillus caelatus, 526 nucleotides long. RefSeq lists its product as uncharacterized. Bases 97 to 366 code for a protein of 89 amino acids. Lineage: Eukaryota; Fungi; Ascomycota; Eurotiomycetes; Eurotiales; Aspergillaceae. The transcript has a single exon. The record is from RefSeq and is a predicted model, not a curated record.
UAGUUUUGGUUACGAGUUUUAUUUCCCCUGUACAUUCUUUCGUUGAGACAUCAUUUAUCUCCACUGCUAUGCAGGGCUAUGUCCUAGUAUCAUUUGAUGGUUGAAAAUAAUGGUUAUAAGCCCGGCGUGUUGAAUAAUACCAUGCAAACAGGCGCUUACAAAACUAUUGUGAUGUGGGCGAUUUUGGGGCAUAGAGUUAUAAUUUCGAUAGCGAUGGUAUCUUUUAGGGGGGGAAGAAUAAAGCUGACUUGGCUGUUAAGGGUAUUUCAUCGUAACAGUAAUAAUCAAGGCUUCGCUGCUAUGAGUGUUCAGAACCCUGAAGGCCAAAAAGCAGAAAGAGCGAAGAAUGAACACAAGAACUCCUAGGAUGCGCCGGCCUGCUCAGGAACAUAUCGCUCAAACUCCGUAUGAACAACAUCACAACGCCAACAUGGAACAGAUGCGUCCAGACAUCGCAGGCAGUGCUGCUAGGCUGGGGCCUCAAUCCAUGCUCAAGGACCAAAAAUGCGUAAGAGGUGGAAAGGUA